Molecule: messenger RNA, 1356 nt
Organism: Dermacentor silvarum
Lineage: Eukaryota; Metazoa; Arthropoda; Arachnida; Ixodida; Ixodidae
Exons: 1
Coding region: 337-1356 (339 amino acids)
Source: RefSeq, a predicted model, not a curated record
UGACGGCCCCAGGAUCAACCGGCCAUCUGCGAAACCUGUCCCUGCUGGCAGGCUACGUCAUUCAUUGAAGUAACUGCUGCCUCUGGAUUCUACCGGAGUGUGGCGCCUGGGAUCGUCCUUUCAAGGAUAAAAGACGCCCCCCUAGCACAAGCGCUUCGCAGUCGGCGGCAAAAGUCUUGUCGAACACUUACGAGAACUAUUUUCAUCUAAACAGGUGAGCUACUCUUCCCUAGAGCUCAUUUGUGUGCCGCCGCCGACUGCUGCCAUGAUUGAUGCUGAUCAUUGAUAUUUGACGUGAUCCUUGUGCGAAAUUCUUUACUUGUUUUGUGCUUCGCCAUGUCAUCGAUUUGCCCGGUUUGUUCAAAUCGGCUGUCAAGUGAUGGCAGAUUCUUGUCCUGUGUGGAAUGUAAGAAUGGCUUUCACUUGGGGAAAACAUGCUCGGGUGUUGCUGAAAGCACUUUUCUGUCAAUGGGAUCCUUAAAACGGGAGAGUUGGAAAUGCAAGCACUGUAGAUCAUCUACGGGGGAAUUAAGCUCAGGGCAACUUCGCAACUCGGCUGCAUCUGCAGAAGCCGAUGACCCAAGCUCUCAGUUGGGCUCUCUCCGAGAACAACUACAGGGAAUCAAUGACAUGGUUGUUACUCUUUUGCCCCUUAAAGAAAAGGUUGACCAGUUACUUGCACUAAAGCCCCGGAUUGAUGAGGUGUUAUCUUUGAGGGAAACAGUGCUGGAGUUGCAAAGCUCUGUGCAGUAUCUGGCAACAGGUUAUGACACAGUCCUGGCUCAGACUAAGGAAUCAGAUUCAGCCGUAAAAGGUAUUGAAACCCAAGUAGAAUCAUUAACAGAAUGUGUAAGAAAACAGUCUGAGGAAAUAGCCCAAUUUCGCGCUGAGCGCAACAAGGACGAGCAGUACAGCAGGCUUUCCAAUUUGGAACUCCACGGACUUCCAUUUUCUUCAGGGGAAGACCUGCGUGCUGUCAUAUCAGAACUUGCACAGAAGCUAGCUUUGACAGAAUUCAACCCUCGGGAUGUUGUAGCGGUCCACCGAUUGCCCGCCAGAAAAGAUAAAGUACCACCGGUACUAGUUAGGUUCUCUGGCCCGUCAUUACGGGACACUUGGCUGGCAGCACGUCGCAAACUGCGUGACUUGGCACAGAAAAAACUUUACCCCAUGAUGUACCUAAACGAAAAUUUGACUCAGACUAACAAAGAACUAUUCUGGAAAGCUCGUACCAAAGGCAAGGAAAGCUCCUAUAAGUAUGUGUGGGUUAAAAAUGGCAAGAUUUUUGCUCGAAAAGAAGACGGAGGCCGUGUGCUUCGUAUCGCCACGGUUGACGACGUUGAUAAGAUGACUUAG